This is a messenger RNA of Rhizophagus irregularis DAOM 181602=DAOM 197198, 1773 nucleotides long. RefSeq lists its product as uncharacterized. NCBI's taxonomy places the organism in Eukaryota, Fungi, Glomeromycota, Glomeromycetes, Glomerales, Glomeraceae. The record is from RefSeq and is a predicted model, not a curated record. Gene Ontology annotation, molecular function: ubiquitin protein ligase binding. Gene Ontology annotation, biological process: proteasome-mediated ubiquitin-dependent protein catabolic process; regulation of proteolysis. Gene Ontology annotation, cellular component: cytoplasm.
AUGUCAACAGUAUUUCUUUCAAAACUAAGUCAAAAUUAUAUUGAAUUAUUGACAGAUAAUAAAUAUUGUGACGUUACAAAUGAAGUUGGUGAAGACCCUAAUGUGAAAAUCCUUCGUGCUCAUGUAAAUAUUUUAUGUUGUCGUUCUCCAUAUUUACGACGAACGUUGGCUUCUAAUAAAAAAAUUAAAAAUAAUGGUUUAACUCAUAUUGAACUACCAAACAUAUCACCUGAAAUCUUCCAAAUUAUUUUAAAGUAUAUUUACGGUGGUAUUCUUUCAUUAAAUGAUCAUGACAAUUUAGAGAUUUUUAAGGUAUUAUUAGCUGCGGAUGAACUACUUAUUCAAGAAUUAGUUGAUUAUUUACAAAAGUAUUUUAUUGAAAAUAAAUCUAAAUGGAUGGAACAUCAUUUUGGAUUUAAAAUAUUUAAAUCGCUUGAUGUCACUUUACUUCCUGAAAAAACUUUAGUUCAAGUCAUUCAAAGAGAUGAUUUACAAAUGAAAGAAGUUAAAGUUUGGGAACGUGUAUUAAAAUGGGGUCUUGCUCAAAAUCCCAAAAUUUUUUCAGAUCCUAAUACUUGGUCAAAUGAUGAUUUCAAAACAAUGAAAAAUACUUUAAAAAAUUGUCUACCUUUUAUUAAUUUCUUUAAUUCAUCACCUAAAGAUUUUCAAUUAGUUCGUCCUUAUGAAAAACUCUUAAAACUUCGACUUUAUGAAGAAUUAUUAAAUUCUCAUUUGGUCUCUAAUAGUAAGCCGAUCGUUGGUACUAUAAUUCCAAAGAAUUUUACAAUUGAUGGAAAUAUUGAUUCAAAUAUUGUUUAUAAUUUAGGAAUUAUUACAACUAUUUUGAAUCAUAUUGAUGAUAUGGAUAUUGAUUCUGCUCAUUUAAAGUUUCGAUUAUUGUUAAGUGGAAGCCGAAAUGGAUUUACUCCUAAAAAAUUUCAUACAUUAUGUGAUAAUAAAUAUGAAACUAUUACUUUUAUUAAAGUAAAAGGAAAAGAUGAAAUAAUUGGUGGUUAUAACCCUUUGGUAUGGAAAUCUUCUGGUAGUUGGGGUCUAACUAAACAUAGUUUUAUUUUUUCUUUCAAAGGAAAUGAUAUUAAUAGUUUAAUUAUUAGUAAUAUAGUAAAUGCAGAAUGUGCAUUGAAUCAUGGUGUUUAUCGCGGUCCAUGUUUUGGUCAAGAUAUUGUUAUAUAUUCUCGUAAUGGUGAAUUUCAAAAUUAUAAUUAUAAUUAUUGUGAAAAAUGUUAUUAUGGAAAACAGAUAAGAGAUACUAAAUAUCAAUUUACUAUAGAAGAUUAUGAAAAGGGAGGGCCUGACAAGUAUGACUUGCUUCUCCAUAAGAUCACAGAUCAACUCUCAUUAGAAAGACCUUCAGAUCAGAAGAUCUCCAAAAGUGAGUUUAUCCUUAUGGAAUUCUUGAUUAUUAAUUGUGGUCACCUUGGAAUAUCUAAUACUUUUGCAUUUCCAGACUUUAAUAACUCAUGGAUCGGGGAAGAAAAAUUAUUUUUCCAAACAAAUCUGCAUAUGUUGUGUUGUAAAUGUAAUCUUUCAACUGUAAUAAAAAUAUUACGUGAAGUCUUUGAACCUAAAUAUAUUUAUACUGAAGACAUUUCACAAAAAGAUAUUCGGCAAUAUAAUGCAAUUCAUGAAUUUGCUAAUCCACCAGAUGAAUUAUUAAGAGAAUGGGGAAUUUAUUGCAGACUAGGUAACAAUGAAGUUCUUGGCGAAAUUGAAUUAAAUCAAUAUUGGUUAAAUAAGCCAAAAUUGCUUUAG